Messenger RNA from Lentinula edodes (shiitake mushroom), 1389 nucleotides. RefSeq lists its product as uncharacterized. Lineage: Eukaryota; Fungi; Basidiomycota; Agaricomycetes; Agaricales; Omphalotaceae. The record is from RefSeq and is a predicted model, not a curated record. The transcript has 4 exons. Bases 1 to 1389 code for a protein of 462 amino acids.
AUGCUCCCCGUUGCUAACUUGCACCUCAGAGAACUCGCUACUGCCACAGUGGAAUUCUUCGCUCUCCGCACCCCGACUAACACCCCCACUCAUCGUCCUCAAGACUUGGACGAGGAGCGAACUCUCACGCCUGUACACGACCCUGUCGCCCGACUGACACGGGAGUGCGCCUUGUUACGUCAACGUCUAGACGAAGCGGACCGUCGGCAAAGUCUCUGUACUUGUCAGGGGGACUCUAUAUCGACCUUGCACCAUCCACCACUGAUGAGAAAAACUAUCGAUGAAACAAGAAGAGAGCUUGCGAGGACUCAAGCCGAGAUGACCAAGUUGCAAGAGCGAUGCAGGUUAUUGGAGAGGACAUUGUUUGAGACGAGAGAGAUCUUGAAGGUUAGGGAUGAGGAGUUGGAGAAACUAAAGGAAAAACAGGCAGACACGCGAAGUUUGAAUAACCAUGACGAUCGCGAGGACGAACAGUCGCGCAGCUUUGUUGAACAGGAAGAUGACGGUCAUCCAGCGCUCUCGAAGACCACAGAGGUCUUCAUGACACGCACCGACGCUUGGUCAGGCGCACAGGUUCUUCAAGCCAUUCAUGAUCUUAAUUCAGAGAUCCUCCAGUUUUCAGCAGCAGCCACGGAGCUUUGUACAUUUGGGACCAUUCAGGCCACGCAAGACACAGCCUCGAGGCUUGGACCGAGUAUGGUGAGGAUAUUAUCCGGACGAGAUCACUCGCAAGAUCCUAUUCUCGUCCAACUAGCGUUGCAGGGCUGUAUUUCCACUUGUGUCGCCCGUGCACUAUCCGUCUUCUGUAUGGGUUUCCCCACGAAAGCGGACGCCGUCUUAACCCAAAUUUACUCGCACAUGUAUGCGGCAGAGCCACAACCUACAUCUUCAAGAUGGCGAGCAUUGACUCAUCGUCACAUCCAUACAAUGUAUCCUUACCUGAGCGACUAUUCAGCAAAUGAGCUGGCUGAAACGAUGUAUAGAUGGUCAGCAGAUAUCCUGGUGGUUGCAGGUUGUCAGGGCUAUGGGAAGGGAUCCCUCGGGUCUCGAGAUGGUCUCAGAUCACGUUUUGGAGAGCAGAUACGUCGAAUAACGAAGACGGCGUGCAAACUAGCCCAGGUGACAAAGGAGGAGAUCAUGUCGACCUGCUUCGAGAUCGUUGCAAUGGAACAUGGCGAUGCUUUCGAUCCUCGACGAAUGUUCGACACAUUCGGUGAAUAUGGCACCUCUAGAGGUGCUAUAAUCACAACUACAGAGCUUGGUGUGCGGUGCAAAACACAUAAGAGUAGGGAAAUUGCAGGAACCGAAGAUUUUGCUACAGAGAUACGAAUGCUGAUGCCACCUAAGGUAGUGCUCGAUUCGGUGUUAGACUUUGUAGAUCCCAGAUAA